UUCUUUGCAAACCACUGUGUCUUUCUACAAUGGCCUCGAUCAAAAAAUUGCCCUUCUCUCCGAAAGCGGUGAGUAGUAGACGAUAGAAUUAUCCGGUCGAUUUCUAAGCCGAUUCUAUUUGUGUUGAAGCAUGUUUGAAUUACUGCUUCGGUUUUCCUUUUAUUAUACAGAGUGCAAAAGGAAUGGAAGGCUACGUGGGUUUUGCAAAUCUUCCUAAUCAAGUUUUUCGCAAGAGUGUCAAGAAAGGAUUUGAAUUCACUGUUAUGGUUGUAGGUAAGGUGAAAUUUAUCGCGAGAACGGAAGCAAAUUUGCAGAAGCAAAACAAUUUGCUGUUCCAUGCCUCCCUUUUUUAAAACGUCUGCAUUGACUGUGUGAUGCUGAAUAAGAGUUUUAAGGUUUUUAUGUUCGUUUAAUUCUUCGGAAAUCUGUAAAAAGUUACGAUAACUCAAGGGCAUUUCUUCUUUGUCAAUGUUUAUGUAAGCUUCUUUCUCACUUGAUCCUAGCUGCAACGAAGGCGCUUUGAUUUAAAACUAAAUGGAAUGCUAUUUCCUUCUGUCAACAAAACAUUUUCUGUUAAUGAAGCCUAAGGAAGAUGUUGGAGUUACGACUUUUCUAAAAUACCUUUAGCAUUUCCGUUCGUUCUUAAAUCCAUAUCACUGAAAACCAUCGAUAGAUUACGAUACACGCCCGUCAAUAUAGCUACAGCCCGGCCUAUCUGCUUGUUUUGAUUUAAACAGGCUUCACAUGCUGUACAAGAAGAAACAACAAACUGAAACAACACCAGUACAUCUAGAAUUUUUGUUAACAAGGGCGUACAUUUAUGAAGUUAGCGUGCGUGGGACAACUGUAAAAUUUACAAUUUACGUCUUCCGGAGUUUAGGUUAACCUCAAGUUAUCAGUUUGACUCGAGAGGUGCGAUUGACGAAAAGACAGCCCAAGCGGUGUAAAUCGGUGUUGAAAUCAAUUUUUCAAGCAAUGUUUGACGUUCUCUCAUAUUCGAGGGCCCAUAAAGACGUCUCUUUGAUUUAAGAUAAUUUCAAUUUUAUCAACGAUUGUUUGCCAGUUUGGCUGUAUUUUUCUUGAUUUUAAGCUUCUCGUUUGUAUAAUAAUACUCAUCUUGUUAAAGAUGACAGCAUGUCUAACACAUGGACAUUUUUUCCAUUGAUGUUUGCGUGUGUUUCAUGGCCUGACAAUGGAGGUCACGAAACUUUAGAUUUCAUAGUUUCAUUUGUAAUCAGCUUUGUGUGUAGUCUGAGAACUGUCAAACUCUCUAUCUUAUUGUAUUGCCAACAAGAAGCCGAAAAGAUCGCUUUAUUAUGAUAUAUACCUUUCAACAAACCAAUCAAAUAAUUCAAAGAAAAGUUCCUUUGAAAUUUACAUCUGCUUUAAAUGAAAUGGAUUACUUGUACCACAAAGGCGACAUGUAGGUGCCAAUUACCUGUGUUUAAUGCUAAAAGAAGCAGAUGGCCGAGCCAAUCAACACUGUGGACUUGUAAGGAAUUUGUCAGAGGCCACCAGUGUAGAAUUAUUGUGGUUAUGUCCUCACUACCUGUCCAAAUAUUUUUCUUUAUGAAGUGCUUAAUUUCAUUAUAGAAGUACUUAAAACUUUUUGUUUUGAGUACUACCCUGUAGACCAAACAAUUAGUGUACAAUUUUGUAGGCCUAUGUUAACAUGGCCUUUCCUCUCAAGUUGUCACUUUGUUAGAGAGAAAUAGCGCACAAAUGUUUGUGCUGAAUAUUUAAAUCCUCUUAAUUGAAAUAGGUCUUGAGUUUCUCAGCAGGGUUAUUUUUAUUGUUUGUAUUUUUGAUUGACUUUGAUUGGGGAUUUCCUCCUUUUGUUAUGCCCAUCUAUUGUGAUCCAUAAGCUGCCUCCUCCACGGAGUUUUCCAAUACUCAGUUGGGAGCACUAACCAAGAGUAAGCAAGAAAAAACAUGCAAGAGCUGGAGACUAGGGAGAAGCGUGAGAAGGGGAUGAUGGAAACGAGUGCAUCACUCCCUUCAUCCCAACUUUCCUUAAGUAAUAAUUAACUCAAUUAUCCCCUAAAAAGUGAUUGUGAGCGACUGGGUACGAUGCAGAAGUAUGUUUUGCCUUUAAUUGAAAUUAACAUAACAAGCUACACCUACAUAUCACAAAAGUUUUGCAUUAGUGACCUGUGCUUUGCCUUUGCCAUUUGGUUCAAUGCCGUCAACAAGGCAGGGAGCUGAGAAACCUUUCCAGAGAAUUAUAAUAUACCCGUUUUAAAAUAAAGAUUAAGAUAACCUAGAUUUUUUGGGUGGGGCACUUUCCCUUCAAAAGAUUUAGAGAUGCAGCUGGAUCAGUACUAGCAGUCGCUCCUCUUUUAAACAAUGUAAAGUCUUGUUUCUAAAUCACUAAAAUAAUAUUAGUUUGAAUACCAUGUUGAGUACCAUCUCCAUUCGCACAUAAAUGAGGCCUUGUAGGGUGGGUGGGGCGGGGGGGGCUGUUUGUCCCUAGUGUGAAUUUUGAAACAUGUUGUUUUGUGCAUUGAGGAGAAAGCCAUGUCGCUGUAGGUUUCAUACAUGAUUGUACAUGAUUGUCCAUCACCGUGCAGUUCCAACCCAUGUUUGUGUCAUUUGUCCCCAUUGCUGCUGUCUUAUGUUACUGUGUUUUUAGGAUGAAAUUUCAGUUGUCUCAGGCAAUGCGCUGUGAUGAUAAGCCUUUUUAUAAGUUAUUUCUUGCUCUUUUUUCGUAGGCGAAAGUGGUUUGGGAAAGUCAACACUUCUUAACUCAUUGUUCCUUACUGAUAUUUACACACCUGCCGGCUAUCCAAGUGUUGAAGAACGACUUAACAAAACAGUUUCUGUAAGUAAUAUUAUAAUACAUGCACACUUCUUACCAGUGACUUUUAAACUUUUAAAAUCUUUGUAAAUUUGCAAUAAACGAGAGAUAAAUAUUUUCAACGUGCUGUUAUAAACUCCAGUAUUAAAUUUGAAAGGACUCUGAUCUACAUUCCAAAAAUCAGAGAAUUAUUUGAAAAAGGAAAAAACAAAAGAAAGAAAUAGGUGUCAGAUGCCAAGUUGUUUAAACUGACUCAGAAAUGAGAUAUUUAUUUGGAUAUUGAUUAAAACAUUUAUAUUGGUUGUCUGCUACAUGCACGCUUGCCAAAAUAUGAUAAACCUUAAUUCUUCAUUAUUUCCACAAAAUAAUAUACUAAUCACAGUAAAGAAGGAUCAAUUUUCAAUUUCACCUCGGGGUAGUGAGGUUUUUGUGUUAUCUCUACAUUAAUAAUGAGCGUAUCAUAGCAUGUAAUAUUUUCCACUGAUACUGGUUUGAGUAGUUGUAUAAUAAUAUUAAUGCACAUAAAGUGACCUUAUCAUAUGUUUGGCCUUGUAUCUUUUCUGUGAUACCUUAAGUUGCGUUUCAAAGAGUUUUAUCACAAUGUUGUUGCAGGUAAAGCCUUCAACAAUCGAGAUGAAAGAAGGAGGUGUUAGGUUAAGACUAACAGUUGUGGAUACACCAGGGUUUGGAGAUGCUGUUGACAAUACGGACUGGUAAGCAAAUGUUACUUGUAGUUAUUUAAGCCUGGUUUUCACUAGCACAUAAGCAUAAGUGCAAGGACAUACAUGUACGCAUGCGCAGAAUGGCAUAUUUGACACAAUUCUUGAUACCAGCUCUCCUCAACCCAUUGACAAACAAGAUGGUGGACAAAGCAUCCACCAUAUUGCUUAAGAUACAUUCGCAUUCAUGGGGUCUGGGUCAAAGUGAGCUAUGAUUGGUCCUCGGCCUUGUGCUUAUGCUUGUGCUUAUAUCAACCCAGUUUUCACUAGUCAAAGCUAUGAUAUUAACCACAAGCACAAGAAGAAUGAACUUGUCCGUUUUUCUUGUGCUUAUGCUUAUGUCGACCCAUUUUCCACUUUCUUACACAUGUGCUUGUGCUUAUGCUUAUGCUCAUGCGCUAGUGAAAACCAGGCUUUAGAGACUCUUUUAAAAAAUCUUAGAUUGAAUUUGCAACUUCCAUUUUUGGAAGUUUCAGGUGUAGUUUACAGUGCAUAUUAUGGAAGAGCAUGAAUUUACAAAUUGCAUUUUAAAUCAGUUAUUUUAUUCUGCUAUAAAUAAAUAAAUAAUUAUUAUAAUGAUGAUAACGACAACAACUCAAUAACUCAGCAAAAAGGGGAAAAAUAAUAUUACGUAGGGACAAGAUAGGCAAAGUGUGUGAGAAAGAAGCAAAGAAAUAAUUCAUUGUCUAAGGGUAAAACACCCAUGAGUAUCCCUUUAAAAGAAUCCCGUAGGAUUAAAGAACUAAAAUCUCACUGUGGAAUUUCAUUACUUUUCAGCUGGAAACCUAUAAUAGAGUAUAUCGACAGUAAAUUUGAGGAGUAUUUGAAUGCAGAGUCAAAAGUUUACAGAAAGCCAUUCCCUGAUGAUAGAGUUCACUGCUGUUUGUAUUUCAUUGCUCCAACAGGGCACUGGUGAGUAUGGGAAGUUCACUGAGGCCCUUAUGUGAUCUUGUCUCUCUUUUUAAGAAACACAAAACAACUUUUGCAAGCUUAGUACUUUCACUCCUAUAAUGGCCAGAGAAAAAAUACCAACAAAUAAAUAAAUAAUUUUUUUUCUCAAGUUCUAAGAGAUACCGUAAAUUUCCGAAAAUAAGCCCCUCCAAAUGUAAGCCCCCCAAACUCAUAACGCAAAAAACCCUCCGUUAAAUCACCCCUCCAAAUAUAAGCCCCCCCUAAGGGGCUUGUACUUGGAAAUUGCCCUCAAAUACAAAGUGAAACAAAGAAAAACGGUAAAUUUCUUUCCAAGAAUAAAGCUAGUCCAAUUGAUUUGAGCCGCAAAUUUCCUUCAGUACAUAAGCCCCUCCGAAUAUAAGCCCCUCCAAAAAAAAGCCCGUUAAAAAGGGCCUUUAAGAAGUAUAAGCAGCAGAGCUUAUUUUCGAAAUUUUAUGGUAUGUAAAAGUUCUGCCAAAGAGUUUUCAUUUGAAUGGUAACAUCGCAGGAUUUUAUCUGCAGAAUAAAAAGUUAGAACUAUGUACAGUUGAACCUCUCUACAAUGGCCACCUUGGGGACAAAAGAAAGUGACCAUUGACAGUACAUCAAGAUUCACUUUGGGCCUAUGCACUUUCCAUAAUAUUUUGUAUUCAUGGUGUUAAGAUUACUGUGGUUGUGGCAGAAACUUUUCAUACUGCACAUAAAGACCUACCAUUCAGAAGAACAUAAAUGAAUGUUGCCAUCAUUAUGCCCACAUACAGCUGUACAUUUAUUUCAGCUGCAUACAUGACACAAAUGUAGAAAUUUUAAAAAGAUCAUUUUUUUGUGUACUAGCUUAUAAAAUUUAUUUUAUUACUUUCAGCUUAAAGCCCUUGGAUAUAGAGUUUAUGAAAAGACUUCACAACAAGGUAUGGACUCUUCCCCAUUUCACUUGAUGAUGUACAUGUGGUGAUAUACAACUGUGUUGAAACUGAAAGAAGUUUUUAAAAGCAUAUUUGAAAUGUUUAAGAAAUCACCUGUUGGCUUUAAGGGAAAAAGGAUGCUCUGCUGCUUUGACUCUUAAUGAUGUUCUACAUUUCCUUUUUUCAGGUUAAUAUUGUUCCAGUCAUAGCUAAAGCUGAUACCUUGACACAAGAGGAAUGCACAAAAUUCAAGAAGCAGGUAGCUUUAGCUGGCAGACUUGUGCUCUGGAGAAAUUUCAAUUUAGAGCUUAUUAAAUUACAGACUGAUCACUUUACCUGUUUAGUCAACUUUCACUUAACAGACGCCGCUAUGAACUUACUUUUUUUAGUUGACUCUCUGUUAGAAAGACAUCUUUCUAUACUGCCAGUCACAAAGGUGUCUGUCUUAGAGAGAGUCAAUAGUACAUUUACAUAAUGGGACUUUAUGGGCUCUAGCGGAGCCUUGGAGCCUUUUGCCUUGGAGCAGCAAGGAAAUCCUUUUUUUUUCACACACUCUCAGGGUUCGUCCAGAGUCUUGAAUUCUUGAAAAAGUCCUGAAAUUUGCCCAGCAAUUUUCCAGACGUGCAAAAAGUCUGGAAAAAAUUUAAGUUAAUGGUAAAAAGUCUUGAGUUUUUUCUUUCAAAGCUACAACAAAAUUAAUGCUUUACAUGAUAAGUGAUUUUUUUUUGUUUGGUCAAAUCUCAUUCCAUCUCGUCCAUAUGUUUGCAGCAGACCAUGAAAAAAGCUUUGUUCCUUUGUUCUUUUACAUGUAGGUCUCUGUUGAUCACCUAUUUUUGAUAACCUUUUAUCUGGAAAAAGAAAUUAUUGGUUUGGAAAAAAGUCUGGAAAAAGUGUUGAAUUUUGGAUCCAAAAAAAUGUACGAACCCUGCUCUCUGCAAUGGGCACCCUUCAUUUCAUAGGAUUAGCGCCUCUGGAUUCCAUAUAGUAAAUUUUUCUUAUCUAAAGCACAGCCUUCCAUAAACAGUUGAAGGAUAGCAUUUUGCUAGUAAGAUCGGGUAAGGGUUUUUUCAAUUUCUAAAAUGUUUUUCAUUUUGAUUUAGCUAUCAUAGACUCAAAGUUUUUGCCCACUGUUAAGGAUAAUAGUGAUAAUUGCUGGUCACUGUUAUUUUCAUGAAGUCAUUCAGUCCCCUAAAUAUUAAAUCUGUAUAAACUUAACCCGAGUUUGAUUAUUUUUCAGAUAUUGAAAGAAAUAGAAGAAAAUGACAUAGGAAUAUACAGAUUUCCUGACCUGGGUGGGGAAGAUGAUGAAGAUGUUGCUGCUGUUAGCAUGAAGGUUUGAAAAAAAUAACGCUAUGGAGUCAAUGCCUGUUAGAAGGCCAUUUCCGAGUUGCCUUAAGUCUGUGUUUCAAAGCGAGGCUAAGCGCAAAGCUAUUGAUAUGAAAAUGAAUUUUUAUUCUCAUGUAAAUAAAACUCAUUUUCAUAAGAAAGGUUUUGCACUUAGCCUUGCUUUGAAAGUGAGAGUUUUAGGAACUUGGAAAUGGCCUUAUAUGUUUAUCUAAAUAGUGAGACUUCAAGAGUUGAUGGGGUAGUAGGGCUGUCACUAAGGGCUUGGGGCUGAUGUUUUCUCCUGGCUGCUAUGAGGGUGACCCUGGCUACUUUCACUUUUUGCAUAUACCAGGCACCUUGAAAUCUUAGCCCUGGGGUGGGGUUAAACCCAUCAACAAUAGAUGGGUGGGGGGAAGGUGCCUGAAGAAGUGGAAGGGGGCCACAAGCAAUCUUAGAAGGUAACCAUGACAACCCUGAAAGCGGCACCCACCAGGCACUGUCACGCUGAGAACGUCAGUGGAGAGACACGCAGUUACUUACCAAAACAGCAUCCAGAGAGGAGGGAGGGUUGGGGGCAAAAAACAUCUAUAAGUACUGCACCCUGAAGCAACGCAAGCAAAAUGAUUGACUCCUGCGAAAGCACUGUAAAAUCACUAAGGCCCUGCUAAACCCCGAGACCCACCCACAUACGAUUAGUGAAGAAGACCGCUGGCCAGCAUUGUCUCGGGUUUAACCUCACCUAAAGCACAUUUAGCCAACUUAAUCAUCCAUGGCAGUAUAAUUUCAAGGAGGAAACAAAAGUAUAUAUUACAUGUAUAAAUAAAUAAACAGAUCUAUUGGUUUUGUUUUUGUUGUUGUUGUGGUUGCCCCAUUGUAGAUAAUGUGUCAAUACUCGAGGGAGUACAUGCGGGUAGUUUCUUUUAAGUUUUUAAAUUUUUCAUGUUCAUUCUUGCAUACACUCUUUAUUGACAAAAGGACAGGAUCGAUCUUUCUCAUCAUAGUUCAUGUCUCUUUAAAUACUGUUCACAGGACAGAAUACCAUUUGCUGUGGUGGGCAGUAAUACAGUUUUGGAGGUCAAUGGCAAAAGAGUGCGAGCCAGAGUAUACCCAUGGGGUGUGGCUGAAGGUACUGUUCAACUUAACAAAUAGGCCAAUUUAUGAGUUCCAAAAACCCUCACUUUCAAAAUGAGGCCAAGGGCACAACCUUUCUUGUAAAAAUGAGUUUUAUUUGCGUGUGAAUGAAAAAUCAUUUCCAUAUCAAAGGCUAUGCACUGAACCUCAUUUGUUUUGAUACAGAGGCCUGGUGAACGUGGAAAUCGUCUAUUGUCAGCAAUUUUCCAUAUCAGAUUUAUUCUUUUUACUAUCAUAAAUUGACUUAUUUAACUCAAUUGAUAGAACCAUUUUUUAAUUUUUAAAAAUUAGUAACGUCUUAGUGAUAUUGACACUCUGUUUUUCCCAUUUAGUUGAGAAUGUAGAUCACUGCGAUUUCGUUGCUUUAAGAAAUAUGCUAAUAAGGUAAGUUUAUUGUGAUGUUUUUUUUCUGUUUUUAGCCUGUGUACAGCCAUUCCCUCCCCUCAAAUGUUUGAGGAAGGAAAUGGCUACUUUGUUUAAUUUAACUUAGUAUAACAGUUAUUUUUUUGGCAUUGCAUUGCCCAAUGGAUUAACAUGUUCAUAGCUUCUCUGUAGUAAUUAUCUUGAUGCUCUCAAAGUAUUUGAGAAUAUGUUACUGUCAUGGAGCAACGUGCAUGAAUUAUGCUGCACAUUAUCAAUUCUUUUGCUGAUUAGCCUGUUUGAGAAGCAGUCGAAAUGGAAGGGUCCCUUUGGGCUCUCAUAGGCCCAAUUAUACUCUGUCACUUUCCUUUUGAUAUUCUCCUACGCACCCAUUUUUUGUGUUGUCACGCGACGCUCUUCCCCAGAAGUCUUGUGGCAUCACAAAGAACAGCUGGAGAGGAGACUACCCUUCUGUGUGACACCUAAUAGUUCAUUUGUGACAUGAUACAGGGGUUGUUUGCUAUUCACAAAAAUUUUCCGAAAAAUCCUGGUGGUUGGAAAGUAAGUGAAACACAAUUUUUUGGGUUGUAGGGUGAAAUGUCAUACAUCUACGUGUACGUCUCCACCCCCUAAACCACGGGGGCGUGGGGGAGAGGGACCCCACGGGUUAUGGGGUGAAGAUGUGUGACAUUUCAAACUAUGUGGGUCUCUCCCGUGGAAAAUUUCCGGGAGCAAUGGAACAUCUGAAAAGCUUCUCCUGUUUUUCCGGACGGAAAGGUCUUAACGGAAGUUCGUGUUGCAUUUCUUCAAAGCCCGGCCAUCUGUGGUACCAGUUUCAGGCUUUCGAAGCCAUUUCCUUGUGAAUGGAACUGAUUUGUACAAAUGGUAAAUGCGAUUCCUGGGCUAAAUUUACCAGUCCUGAAUUUUGCUUACCCAAACCGUGAACCGACCGGUUUGCUUAUGCAAAUGAUAAACAACCAGAGAACAUUAUGAAAAUAAAAGGCAUACCAAAGGCUUUGGCUUUGGAACAGUUUUGUGAUGGCAUGACACAUGUAUGUUUUGUUUGCUGAUGGUUUUUUCCUGAAUUUAAAGUGACAUUAAGCAUUUAAAAAGGGCAAAGUCUCUCUAACGGGAAAUAGCAUGCCUUUGGUUUCAUUUUACCAUUUGUUAGAAAAUUAAAGCACUGCACUACAUUGUAUUUCUUCUCAUUGUAUUGUUUCGCCUUGUAGAACGCACAUGCAGGAUUUGAAGGAUGUUACCAAUGACACUCAUUAUGAAAAUUACCGCUGUGAAAAAUUGGCCGCUAUGACCGUGGGCUCCCCAACGAAUCAACCAAAUUCAAAGUAAGUUUGAGUUUUAAGAAUUAAAACGAGAAGGAAACUGGACAGAAUAAACUUCCGCAAAGACUUCUGGGACUCUUACUUGGGACAAGGGAAAAAAUUGACCAAUAGCUGACCAGUGCGCCCCCAGUAGCGAUCCCAGAAGCAACUGCGGGAUGUAUUUUGGCUCCAAUUCCCCUCUCAUUUCUAAAGUGGCGAAUGAAUAAAAGGAGAACUAACUCGAAGAAAGACGAAGGCUGGUAAUACGCAGCCCGUUGAAACCUCUUUGACGAAACUUUAGCAACAAGCGUUAAAACAAGUGGAAAAGCGUUUGCUAUCCGGCGUCAACUACCCUUUAGUUAAGAACGAUGUUGUAUGACUGGUUUAGUUAUAAUUAAAUUUCGACCCUUCUGGCCAUAGCUCAGUAGUUAGAGCGUCCGAACUAGAGCUAGAGGGUCGUGAGUACGAUUCUCACCUGGAGCUCGGAAUUUUUUCGAGCUUUAUGGUCUUAGAAUUCUUCUUCUUUUUCCAAAUAAUUGAGUUAUUGACUCAGUCGGCUCGCUGGGAAGAUAAAAUCCGAGAACAGUACUCCUAAAUCGGAGUCGAACCUAGCCUGCGAAAACAGCCGUUUCUCCUCGCUCCUCGCCGCAGGGAACGUUUCGCGCUAAGUCGAACCUAUAACCUUCUGGUUAUCAGUCUAGGUGCUCUACCACUGAUCUACAGGAGACUCACAUUCCUUUCAUUGCGCAUAAGCACACAUCGACAUUCUAGUCUUAGCAGCAUCCAGGAUAGUCUCCCACGAAGACGUUCUUAGGGGUUCGUCACGCGUUCCUGCCCGUGACAGGAACACGUGACGAACUCCUAAGAACAGAGCAAUAUACAGGAUGUUUGUCACAUGAACAUAGUCUUGUCAAGAGGCCUUAGUUGCCUCGAGUCUCCUGUAGCGUAGUGUUACAGAGCAUCUGGUUGACUCGGUUACAACCAGAAAGUCAGAGGUUCGACUCCUGUUGGGAGUUUUUUCGAGCCGCCUCUGUGACAGACUAAAAUCUUUGGAUGAAUUUAGGUUUCUGGGAAACUGCCCACCUACCCCUCCCCUAAGCCAACAUUAUCCCUUACUUCUCUUUAGGGCAAAAUGGUGGCUUGGGGAAAGGGUAGCCUAAAUUGAUCUACAUCUUUCUCAUGUAUUCAAAUUCACCAUCGCAUUUCUUUCAUCACCCUUCAGUUUUCCAACGUUUAACGGUUUAUGAUAAAUGUCAGUAAAGGUUUUACCGAGGAGGAUCACACCUGCCGUGUUCAUCCGAGAUACAGCUUUUGAGGUUUAGCCUCCAAUCAGUAAGGAAAAAGGCUCGUCGUACAGCAGUCAUGCCUUAUAGUGCUAUAACAGCUCAGUAUACUCUACCUUGCUUUUCUUUUGCAGUGUUUCAUUUAGUAGAAGUCCACUCGAGCAGCUGGAAGCCGAGAAAGAAGAGCGAGAAUUGAAACUGAAAAAGAUGCAGCAAGAGAUGGAACAAGUAUUUGAAAUGAAAGUCAAGGAAAAGAAGAAGAAGCUUAAAGAUUCCGAAACAGAGGUGAGGGUGGUAGGCUGAGCUCGUUUUUGCCCUAAAAAGCCCGAAAUCAAAAUUAAAAAUUUAGUUCUCCUUCGUUGGCUCAUUUCAUUUCCCAUGCAAAUAGUAGGGAGAAGUUGUUGAAGUAUCAACAAAAUUCAUCUGGUGCGAUCAUACCCGUUAUUUUCAUGACGUCUUUCUUUUAUUCACUGUCGAUAUGCGAAAGAGGGAGAAAGGUAAGACAAUGGAGAGAGAAAGGAGAGAGAAAGGAGGUUUUACACUCUUACACCACUUUGAGCGUGCAAAUGGCAAACGCUAAUUAGGUCAGCAGAAUGUUAACACAAGGUAUUUAAAAAAACUAAAUUCGACGCCGUUUCCGGGCCGUUUUUCGGCCGUGAUUUGAGCUCAGAAAUUUUGCUCUGUGGUAACAGACAAUUGCUGCAAAUUCUCAACGAAUUUGCUCUACUCGCGCACAUGGGGAAUUUUAAAACGAUUUUUAUAAAACAAAUACAUGGCUUGCCGGUGUAGAAUAUAAUAACUUUACAUUGACGCGUAGUACGCGAAAGUUAGAAAUCACUGUUGACCUCUAUUAAAAAACGUGAGCAGGUGAGUUUUGACCGACAUUUGAUCUUUCGCUACACGAGACUUGGUAUUUAUCAGCUCUAUUUUAACGGACACCUCGCUAAAACGGACACCUAGAGUUGGCCCCUUCCUUUCUUCACUCCUUUUGGUUGACUCGGACAUCGCUCGACGGACACAUGGUGCUGCUCCCAAAGGUGUCCGUCUUUCUAAUUGGGAGUUUACUACUAUUUUCUUUUUAUUAGUAAUAGCAACCUAACCUGGAGGUUAGUAUUGCGGGCUUAGAUACGUUUUAUUUUUUAUAGAAAAGAGAAUAAAGGAUAAAGAAAAAGGUAGUAUUUUCUCUUCUGUCGGCCCGGGCACAGGGCUGCAAGGUACUGAUUUUUAUUGCAUGUCAACGGGGAAGAAUUAUUUCUGCGCGCAUUUGUUGACACGCCAAUAGUUAUUUCUCCGUGCUUUUUCUAUAGUACUUAUCGCGUGACGGAAUUCGAAAUAUUUCACUUUGACUCGCAUAUGUAUCAACCGAAAUUGUGACUUUUAAGCAAACUGUUUUUUUGUUUUUUGUGUUUUUUUGUAUAAACCUUAUAUUUUUAUUGUCUGUUGCUAUAAGGCCUGUUUGUAUUGCCUUUUCAGACUCUGUCAAAUUUCUAGAAAUAUCCUAUUGGUAUAUUUAUACGCCUUAGAAGCAGAAAAUAUCGUUUUAAAAAUAGAUUUUCCGCUUUCUUUAGAUUGCGUCAUAAGUCCUUGAAAAUUUUUUUUUUUUCUAGUUGGUUCAUUCCGUUAAUACGCCUUUUUAGCACGUACGACGUACAAUACAAAGCCAGAUGAAAAGAAACUUGUGUCCGAUAGCCCGGGGCUAUAGUGAAUUCUGGUAUCGGGCUAGUGAGUUUUGUUCUUAACUUGUCCGACGGGCAAGUGAAGUUUUUUGUGAAAUUGAAAUUACAGAGGAACUGUGAAAUCAAUUCUGCUCAUCAAAAAAUUUGUGGGGCCGGUUGGAAUGAAGUUUGGGUUAAUAAAUGCUAGCUUCAGCUCGCCCGAAUGGCAAGCUGUAAAACUUGCUUUUUUUGCACCCUGACCAGGCGGUCCUUCUGUCAUAUGAAUGCGCUUGAGACUGUCAGUCAUACUGCUCGACAUUUGAUUUGAGCCAACAAAAGCCCCCCUGGAUUGUUGUGGAUGCUGUUUAGGUGCAGCAGUUGAUUUUAGUGCCGGGAGUAAAUAACUGUGUCUUCUUGUCCUGCCGUUUUAUUUCGCUGUCUCGUUGAUACAAACCUCGACUAUGGCAAAGCAGUGGUCGCAUGGAUUGUUUGGGUGCUUUGAUGACUGUGGUACAUGCAUUGUAACCCUUUUCUGUCCUUAUUACACUGCCGGAAAGAAUGCCGAAGCUGUUGGCGCAGAAUGCUAUGUCUUAUGCGGUCUGGCUACCUGUAUCCCGCCCGCAAACGUAUUCUUUAUGGCCCAGAUCCGAUCCAAGAUUCGUGAGCAGAACAGAAUCGAGGGUACGUUCUUGAACGAUUUCUUGGCAACUUGCUGCUGUCCUUUAUGUAUGCUGGUUCAGUCCUCGCAAGAAGUCAAGGAAAGUCGUACAGUUGUGUACUCCGCGUGCAGACGCCCUUCUAAUAUCCUGGAUAAGUCGAAAUCUGUCAGCCUUCAGUCUUUACUGAAUUUUGUGAUGCAAUGCCCAUUUGUUCCAAGCAUUCUGUGAGUCCGGACUUUUAUUUGCAGAGGCCAUCACUUUCGAACAGAUAUUUUGCACAACUGUUUUUAUAUAUAUAUAUAUGUUUUUACAGCAUUUCUUUACCUCUUUUAAUCAUAACUUAAUUUGAGUUUUUUAAUCGUGCAGUAAGUCCUCACAAUGUCUUUCCACUGAAGUUCCUUUAGUUACUACAACACAGUCUUGGGACGACAGAAAAGACUCACUUCUGCCCAGUAUUUGAAUCCUCUGUACACAAGAAAGAAGAAAAAAGAUAUUCAUUUUAAUAUAACACAAUAUAAACUGUAUCUAAGGUUUCACAGUUUAAUUCCUUUGCUUUGUAAACGAGAUAAAUAAUAAUAAUACAAGGUUUCUUUUCGGUCAGGCAUUCGUUAACAUUUAAUCAAUCUCCCGAUCUUUUGUUGGGAAGUAAAAUUCCUAUUAGACCAUUCUUACACAUUUCAGUGAUCGUUGAAAAGCUUUUUGCAUUUUUUAAGUCGCUGUGAUCCUUGAGGUUUAUUUUCAGCUAUCCUAGCGAUCAAACGGAAACCUGGCGAAACAAGGAUUUCAAAAGAUUUUUAAGUUAUUAUAUUAAAUUCGUUUGGGUAUAAUGACACUGUUACACUUAAAAAAAUUAAGAACACCUUGCUUGUUAAAGAAGAAAACAAUAUGCCUGGAAUGUUACUAGAAUUACAUGCGCGACACGCAAUCGCCUGAAAACAAGCGAAGUUAAACGGACUUACAUCGAAUUAACUUGGAAUUGUCUGUAGAUUAUAUUAUUGCCGCCAUUUCAUUACAUUUGCGCAUUUUUACCCAAUACGUGUCGGACUCAGAAGCCCUGUAAAAGAAUUAUUGAUACCGAUGUUCUAUUGUAACAGAUCAAAGCUUCGACAUGGUUAAAUAAACAACCUGGAAUCACAUCGCAACCUCUGGUUUAAUACUACAUCGCUCUUGCCCAUUGCUCUGUUUUUCAGUCUAAAAGUUACGCUUUACUUUGAAUAAUUAGUCACUUCAGUCGUGUAAUAGAUAAACUGGGGUGUUUGUAUAAAAUAUGCAUAUUAAAGGAACAGUAUCCCGUUACUGCGCGUGCACCAAACUUUGAUUUUUGGACAGGAUGUCGCGAAAUCAAAAGAUGCGAAGAGGGUAAGAAAACCUUGAAAAAUCCGUUUGCAUCGCGCUUGACCGGGUUCAAUACGACACUAAAACUUCUCAGGAUUACAGAUCAAUGAUAUAUUGUUCCUGUUAAGUUUCGAUUUGGGCAAAAUCUGGAUUUUUUGGCGUUACUUUUAUUGCCGUUGGCCGAAGGCCCAAAAGAUUGGAAGCACUUUGAUGCCGAUUGAAGGCUUACUUCUUCUGCUAGCUUCUAUACAAGCUCAGAUAAUUGUGAAAGGAAUACGCAGAAAUGAAACAGCAACAAUAAAGACUGUAAGAAAGAAACCAUUGAGACAUUGAUGUGACUGAGGAGAUCUUGUGGAGGGGAGCUUCGUGAAGCAGAAUGUUUUGCAACGAAGCGUUAGUAAACUUUCUUAAAUGAAUCUCCCUAACGGCCGACAACAUCAAACAAACAGGCGCUACAUGUUUAUAAAAACUAGUGCCAUGAAGUCAUAAUAUAAUUUUUGACUAACCUUUCUGAUGAUUCAUAGCGUUGAGAUUGCAUUUUUAUUUAUGUCUUUCAAACGCUUGAGGCUAGAACGCGAGCAAAUCAGGCAGAUAUUACUAGACUUGGAACAACUGACCUCUGACACGAGUUUCAAAUUAGAAAAUAUGUUUUUAAAGCGAGCGGAACGAGAUUUUCGGGUCGCGAGGCGGCCCAGCUAGCGAUAAAAUCGCGAUAAGUCUUCGAACCGCGAGCCAAAUUUUUAUAUAAGACGAAAGACUUCUUUGAAAGUCUAAAAUGUUACUUGAGAAUAUAAACAACAAAUCUCUGUCGGCGGUGCGGUCCGGAAGGAAAUCUUGUCGAGUCAAUAUGACAGUUCUAUUGUCUUUUGAAGAAAAAACAGACGACGCUCGCGCGUGCGCAUAAUCGGGACACUGCCCUUUAAAGCUUUGUCUUUAAUUUCCCUUGGGACGACUGCAAUACCCAGAAGAAACAACGUUAUACAGUCGACUCCCGAUAGUUCGAACCUUCAAGGGAUAUAGAAAAAAGUUCGAGUUAUCGGGAGUUCGAGUUAUCGAGGGUAAAAUUAUAUAGAAAACUAUCUGAAGAGAAAUGUAAGUUACUUCGAGUUAGCGAGAAGUGCGAGUUAUAUAGAGGGUUCGAGUUACCGAGAUUCGACUGUACAAAUUUUUGCGGGGCAAACAAGUCGUGUUAUGGGAGAUGUGCAAAUGGCGAAUGUGUUUGUUCCAAAACCAUGUGCACCCGAUCAUGCGUGAAAGCCAACUGCCGGUUUGCCUAUGACCAGGUUCUAUAGUUGGCCGAAAAAUGAAAGGAAAAAAAGGCGUGAAACAGCGAAAAUUAAAAAAAAAAUUCGGCGAGCGAAGCGAACCAUGUUGUAGACUGGGAAGGUCUAAAUUAUUUAUUUCUUUGAACAAUAGUGUAGAUUUAGCAUUAUUUAACGUUCGCAGAUCUCAGUGUUCAGAUGGUGGAGUGCGGCGCGAAGUAAGAUAAAGGGAAAAAUGUGAGGAGGAAGAGAGGAGGGAGCGCCUGUGAGAUUAGUUUUCAAAGCGCUAAAGGCUGCAUUCCGCCUACUUUGACGGCUAGUAAGCUGAAUCCAAAUUUAAGACCGGAAAGUAAUAGUUUUUGGUCUUUAAAGGUGUCAAUCAAGCAACGGGUACAGACCGCGAUGAUUACUGAUUUGUUUUUUUAAAAAAAUAACUAUCUAUUCAGAAAAAAAUCAUUUAAAUUUGUUUCCUGCAAACAAGCAUAAUCCUUUAACUCUAAAAAUGUAAGAACUGGCGAGCAACACUCGCUCAGAUCAUAUUAUAGACUGGCCGCUGUCGGUUUUCUUUGUUACGUUGUGGCUAUAUGCCUAGCCUGUUUCAGGCGUACAUAUCGUGGAGAUGACGCGGAGAGAUGCGAGCAGAAGAAAAAAACCGCGAGGGGGUGGGGUGGGGGGUGAAAGCGAAGGAACUGCGUCGACUUCUCUCUAUGCCCAAGAAACCACAACCCCUUAGCUACAAAGCCACUGGAGUGUUCCUGGUCGCUUGGUAAUUCUAACUUUAGAUAGCGUACUUUCAAGAGGUUAGAGAAAGGGAUUUCGUAGCAAUUCUAUACGAAAUUUACAGCCGCCCUUCCCGGUUACCGUUUCUGUGAUAAUUGAAAUGCUGUUUGAAUCUGUUUGUCUGUGAACUCUUUCACGCGUGGCUUUGGAAGACGUGCGUUAAGCGAAUAGAGAUCUCAAAAUUCCAUAUAACAGAGCACUUCCCGAAACUGGCUUAUUUGUACCUUUUCCGUCGCUCUCACCCCCUACCCCACCCCUCGUGCUUUUUUUGCUCACAUUUCUUCUCGCUGUCCCCACGAUCUGAACGCCUGGAACAGGCUAUAUUUCUUAAACGAAGUCUCUUACUUUUAACGGUCGCCUGUAACGCGACACCGGCGCGUCCAGCACAAACGCAACCUCGUAAGGUGAGUUGGGCGACCAGUGCGUAUUGAUUGAGACUGUAAGAGGAAAUAACAGAAAGCACUGGUUGAUUCUUUCCCGAGAAUCUCAAUGUUUCCUGAGGAAUAUUCUCUCCUUUAAGAAGAAACCAUUUAAAUGAUGCUUCGAAUAUUUCUUGAGUGCCUUAAAAAUGCCAACGACCGUUUAUGAAAGGAAAUUUGCUGCAGUAAAAUCAUAUUGACUCCAUACUUAUUUUGUUUAUUUUCAUCAACAGCUUGCCAAGAAAAACGAACAAAUGUGGAAACAGCUAGAUCAACAAAACAAAGAGUUAGAGGAGAAACGAAAACAGUUUGAGCGAGAAAAAGCGCAAUACGAAGAAGAGCAGAAAAACAGUGGACAGAAAGGCCUCGAACGAUCAGAUUCGUCGAGUAAAUCACUCAAGUAGGUGUUAUUAAUAACUGAAACAAAACACGCGUUACAACCGCCGCUUUAGAAACGAGAAGGUAACAGGGACCAGUCGGCUUUUGCAAAGAAUCCUGGAAUCGUUACCAGGGACGUGCUGGUCAGAGUUUAAGCAGCCACGUUUUUAAGCGACACACGUCGACCGGAAGUAGACUUUUUGUACUCUUGAGCCUUAAUUUGAAACAAUUUUUGGGCAAAUCGUCUCCGUAAGAGUAAAGACAUUUGGCCAUACAGAUUUAGUAGCGUCAAGGCAUUUAAAAAGAGAAAAAGGCUCACUUUCGGUUGACGUGCGUCGCUCAAAAACGUGGCAGCUUAAACUCCCUAAUUGUUUCUCCCUUUCCCUAGUAACAGUCCCAGAAGUCUUUACGAAAGUUAACUCGGCCCAGUUUCCUUCUCGUUUCUAAAGUGCCGAAUACACGUCGAAUUCAAGAAUCAAGAAUUUGGGGGAGGCGGGGUGGGGAUGCGUAAUUUACUUAAAUACUUUAUCUCUGCAAGGAGAGUGAAUACAGAAAGUCAGUUGGUUGAUCAUCCUCCCUCCCCUUCGUUCGAACAGCAAUCUUUGUCUGCUUUUUAAUUCAACGAUUUCUUUUUUCAAGGUGGUUUCCUUUUUCUGUCCUGCUUGUUCUCCCAGACAUCUUCUGCUAGCUAAUUUGUGAAAUAAAACUAAACUUUUAACUAACAGUCGUAAAAUUAAAUUGUUAUUUAUGUUUUCUAUUAAAAACUAAUUAAUCUUUUAAAACUUCCUUCCUCUUGGGAAGUGAAAAAAUCUUUUCCAUUAAAUUAAUUACAUUUUCCUAAUCAAAACUAUCAGUCCCCUUAAUCUAUUAGAACUGUUUUGAGACUGAGUAUCUUAAGACUAAUAUCAACACCAAAGUUAUUUUCCGGCCAAUCAUAAUACGAGUACACAACCACGUCAACCAAUCAGAUGCUGAAGCUGUGGUGUUACUGUCGUACCCCGCGAAGCAAGUGUUUCCGUGCAAGCGCGUUGAAAAACAAAAACAACAACAACAACAAAGCGGAAACAGUUGCUACACAAGCUAUUGCUGUCGCAAAGGGCGGGAAACAUCUGCGGCAGGACAAGACUGUCUUUGAUUUUCCUCCGAUUGGUUGAGAAAGUGGCGGGGGAGUUUAAGGCCAAUCAAGGAAUAACUUUUGAUGCUCCGCUUAAAACCGCUCUAUAAAAGUAGAAACGGUUAACACUGAAAUAAUGCAAGGUUUUUAUAUGCUUACUUAAAGUUUAACCCUUACGCAAAGGUGUUACAGUAACAUUAAUUUAAGCAUAAUAAUUAUUACUGCAGCUAAAAGCUACUGUUCCUAUCUGAGGUUGCAAACUUGAACACUUGUGCAUUUAUAAUAUAAAUGUGUUUAGUACACCUUCCUCUUAUGUGUUUGUUUGGCGCGAAACUCGCUUGUGAAAGAUUUCAUGUCAGGACUGACCAAGUUUUGGGCAUCACUUCAAACAAAAUGCAAGGCUUAUUGUUUUACAACACGGAAGUCCGUUGUUGCUGUCUGUUUGUUUGUUCUUACUAUUUUCUUUUUUCCCAUAGUGGCUAAACUGAGAUACAUUUGUUUUAGAUGCAAAACUAGUUUUCGUACAAGGAUCAAACGUUAUUUUCAAUUUGAUUUGAUGACAUAUUCUUGGGCCCUUUCUCGAAAGUCCCGCUAACUUUUUGGGCCCGGAAACAAUUAUUAAAAUCCAAAUCUAGAGAACAAAAAUUCGGGUACUAGCCAACAAACCAGUCCACUGAUUUUAUUUUGUUAACUGAUAGUUUUAUCAUGUUAUCGGCAAAAGCGUUUGGAACCUCGACCUUGAAUGUAAACAACAACAGCUUUCCGGGCUCCGUAAUUACUGAUCGGGACUUUCGAGAAACAGGCGCGAGGAAGCAAAAUUUACGUCCAAAACUUUUUCUAGUUUGGGCAGCCCUUAACUUUCCUUUAUAUGUCUGGCCAGUAAAAAUUCUCAAUCAGCCUUGUCUCUCGUAUACGUGUUUGAUGGUCAACGAUUAGGUCAACGGUUUUCUUACCGUAUCGUAGAACACGUGCAAGACCACUUGCUUGCGGCAAUGUUAACUGAGAAUUACAUCUGAUUGUUUCAGUGAGUUGUUGCAUGUCUUCUAUUAACAUGCUCAGUCUCCGGUUUCGGUCAGGCAUUGCGUUGCCGCGAGUGACGUCGGCCGCGGCCGACACCGAAGUAUCCAGCCGUACGCGAGAAAAAAACCUCUGGUGCUUAGGGUAGAAACACUUGGAAAGUCGUGAAAUUUAAGAACUUGAUUUUCCAGGCAUGGAAAUUUAAAAAUGAAAAUGUGAAAAUGUCGAAAGUGAACGCUUAACUCAAACUCAUGGAAAACUGGAAAAAUUUUUGGAAAAAGUCGUGGAAAGUCGUGAAAUUUGGAGAACGUAAAAGAUUACGAACCCCUUACAACUAGCUCAGUCUCAGCAUUUCUCCGCAAUCUCUAUUUCAGUGAUUAUUUAGCAAACAAAUCAAAACAACUUCCGUAAAGAUAGUGUCGUUUUUAAGCUUUCGUCUCAAAACGAUUCGGAUUUUGAAAUGGUCACGUUCUUUGCUAGCCUGCGUCGUAGACGUAAUUUAACCUCAGUUAGUAACGUCUGCGAAACAGCGCUGAUAUCCUAGUUCUGGGCCCCCCAACGGACUCAACGAAUAGAUCAUGUCACGGUUUUCGACGCCAUCUUGACGAAAAGGUACGUGUGAGAGAUUACUGACAUAGUUUGUAUGAAAAUCCAAUGUCGAAUAAUUUCCGUAAAACGGCUGUUCUGAAAAAGAUAUAUGAAUUGUAAACUAAAGCUACAAAGCAAAGGAUUGUACUAAAAAAAUUUUGGAGCGUACCUGUGCUUAAAUUUCUCCAAUUUGCUUUAGAUUUUCCAUAUAUUUGUCGGCAAUUUUUCCCGGGACUAUCUUACAGACGAAUGUAUAGAAAAGUUAAAAAAAAGUGGUUGUAGGUCUUCUAGCGCAUGUAACGCCCUCAAUUUUUUUCAGUAGAAUCCUUCGGAGAGAAGCUUCCGUUUACAAUUCAUAUUUUUUUCAGAACAGCCGUUCUACGGAAAUUAUUCGACAUUAGAUUCUCAUACAAACACUGUAAUUUCUCACGCGUUUGCCUACUCGUCGAGAUCGCGUCGAAAACCGUGACAAGGUCUAUUACCCGAAGAGCGUUUCAAUUUUCGGUUCAUCUUGAUUGGCAAAUCUACGAUGCCAUUUUAAACAGGCCAAUCAUAGCGCGUACUCAAAUCCUGGUAUACAGGUGGGAGCCCAGAACAAGGAUUUCGGCGCUGUUUUGCAGACGGACUCAACCAGAGUUUAGUUUCUUCUGUGGCGCAGGCUAGUUGUUUACGAGAGCGAGCGCGCUUGGAAAUAACUUUCUGGUUAUUUGUUUUAACAGACUGUUCCGAGGCGUAUUGUGUGGUUUCCACAAAGCCAAACCUGGUGUUAAACUAAGCGAACAAGGUAUUGACCUUUUAACAUUCUAAACUGAAACAUGAACCUCCUAAACAAUCAAUACUUGCCAGAAAGCCAGUUAACAAACUUCUUUAAGGUCGCCCUAGGUGGAUCUUUCCCAGAAUCGCUGCUUACUUUUUCCACAAAAGGGCUUUCCAACAGUGAGUCAUGCCCAAGAGAUCAUCUAACGGGCUAAGGGGAAAUCUUAAAACCACCUUAUAAAGCUCCGGGCUUUUAUAAAAACAUAGUUCGCUUUGUAAAAAUCAUGCUAACGGUUCCAAGAAUUUUAAAAGUCGUAAACAGUGUAACAAGAAAUACUUUGCAGGGGGAAUGAUUUGCAACAGCGCAAGGUUAAACUAAAUACAAAAGAACUAAACUUGCAUGGAAGAACAAAGCAGGACCAGUGAAGUAAAUUCUGAGAAUAAAUGGAAAGUUAGUUUUUAUUAAAAAUAAAGAGAAUCAAAACUUGUUUUAAAAAAAAAACAUUUUCCAGGUACGUUCAUGGAUUAAAAAGUAUUAAUAAUAUUAAUAUUAUAAUUAUCAUCAUAGUUAUUAUUAGUUAAAUGAGCUAAAACUAUGACAAUGAGAAUUAUAUUAAAAGCGAUAAGCUGAAAAAAUGAGUUAAGACCUCAAGUUGUGAUAACAUUUUUUAAAUGCUCUCAAAUCAAGUUUUUUUUAAUUCUCUCUGAGGAAGCUAAAGUAAGAUGUCUGGGGUGACUGAUCGCUUAUUUUGCAGUCAGUUGAAAAACUGCUUGUCUCGGUUAAACAGCUUUUUUGUACUCAUAUGUGGUUUUCGACAUGGUAUCAAGCCAUGUUAUUUACUCCCUUUUCACUGUAUGCUGUUUUGCGAAACAACGAUAUUGGCGGAUUUGAUUGUUUCGUUAUUGCGAUUCAAAGAGGAUGUUUUUCUGUUGUUAGUCAGGUAGCACUCGAGUCUUGCAUUGAUAACCGAUACAGGACCUGUAACAAAUGAUGUACAAAAGCGCACUUACUUCCGAGGUCAGCGUGUUGGACAACCACUUUCCGGGGUCUGGGUGGAUGUGCGUUCCCCCCACCCCCCAGGAUGACAUAGUUGACAAAACAAACUGGGAACGAGUUUGCAACAAAUAGUUUUGACGUUCCAUUUGACACAGUGCUCAUGUUUCAGUGUCAUGAUUUGUAGGAAUAGAAAUCGUCGCAGCGCAACACUCCAGUCUCAUCGCAGAAGCUGUAAGGCGUUGUUUAUUCAUUGUUCCUCGCACAAGCACACUUAGGCAUCCUACACCCACACUUUAUAUCUCUUCUAGUGUUUGAUUCACUAUUUCACAACGCUUUAAACAACACAUUACCCAAAUAACAGCCUUGGGAGAUGUGGCGGCCAAUGAAGUAGUCGUUCCCGAGAGGUUUAAAACAGUAGAGAAUUUUCAACCUGUAAAUCAGUCCCGAAGAGUGGUCAAUCGCUUACGAGAGGUUCAAAUUAUGUAGAGCGUUUUUACUCACGUGGCCAGCAUCUAUGCAAAUUUAUUGGAACAAGAGAAAUCGUUUACAUAAGAAAAGAUGGCCGCCGUUUCAUUGUUUUGGAAUACCAAUAUGGCCGCCGUGACGUCAUUUGAAAACGCUCUAUAGCCUGCAGUGCAAGCGUUUGCCAGGGGGGUGGUGUACGCGAACACUAUAAUACGCGGGAGUUGUGGUGUGUACGAGACACUUCACCUCUUGGCCACCCUGCUGACUGACCUAUUGAUCGAUGGCGCCAUCGAGCGCAAUUUCUGCUCUCCCCAGUCCGCCCCAUCUGCUUUCAAAAUCAAAGAUGGCAACUGAAGGCAGGCUCGCUCGCCCGAACACAUAGAGUUGCACCAUAGUGAUCACACGGUCCCAAUAUCAAGACACAUUGUCAAAUUGUUCCAAAUGGCCUCCACAAACAUCUUAUAUGAUAAGUUGGUAGAAGUUCAUUGUCUUGAAUCUUAUUUCUUUAUUCUCUUAACUUUAUACUUGUCACAUGUGGGGCUUAAUGGGAUAGAGUUGUCAGAGGCAGACGAUACUACAACUUACUUGAUUUCUUCUCCAGGAGUCAAGUUUGGUCUUUCUGAUUGCUGCUUAAUUCUUUCGACUUGAAUACCAUACAUCAACCGUCGACCGAGUGAAACAUCCUUUAUUGGCCAUACGAACAACACUCGAACUCGUUUGAAGGACCUUUGAAUCGCACCAAAACAAACUGACUCAUCAGACAUGUCAAUGAUACAGACAACCAAGCCAAUAAUGGCUUGUCCAAGUUUUUGAUGUUAUUUUUUUCCUGACGAGAAUAAAUUUACUUGAUAAACGAAGUUCGAGUUUCUUUCUCUUUUCCUUUUUAACACAAUGCCUCGACUUCACGUUUGUCAUUGCUAACAUAAGCAGUGACCGCGCUCUCUGUAAGAAGGUCAGUAAGUCAGAGAGUAACGUUAUAGCGGGAAUUUUGAACGGCUGACUCGAUUUUUUCCUUCCCUAUGUUUGGUACGCGUGAUGUACGUUAGGUGCGCAUGUGAGCAAGGCAUAUCAGCGUAUUUUUUUGCUCACACUCUCGCAUAGCCACACUUGUUCGAGAACCAAGAACCGUUCGCACCAGAAUUUUUGCGACUUUACCAGUAAGGACAGCUUGCGUUAAGACAUCCCCUACGUCAAUUGCUUUCACGUGAAGCGAAUCAGAGUAAUGUGAGACGUCUAUGCGCGGGCUGUAGACAGGAAAGUAUGGCACUAUAAAGCGACAAAUCAGGGUUUUAGCCUUUUGGUUUUCCAUCCGACCACGAUGAAGAUCAUUUGUGGUGUAUACUCCGUAUGUCCCCUUUUUCUUGGAGGAGGGGAACGACUGGCAAAGUAAUCCGCUUUUAAUACUGUUUAACCGAGAGCUGACGUGACAGGAGAUUCUGUAGGAGGGGUGGGGGGGAGAGACCUAGAGUCGAUACCAAGGUUUGUUGUACGAGCUAGGUGCUUGUUUUCCCAUCAGCGAGCGCUUUCAUUGGUCACUUCGAGGUCACAUGACGUCUAAUACUGAAACGGGUUCCCGCCACUGAGUGAGAAAAACACUGUAAAAUCUAUGACGUCACAGGGUACUAACAGCGCACUGACAACCGCAAAUUUUGACCGGUCGCCGAGGUAUACUUUCAUAAGUUUCAUGUACGCGUAUUUCUUCGUACGGGUCAAACUAUUUGAUUUUGUGUCCCGAGGAAACACUGAGAUUCAUGGAACCAUUCUUUAAACAGUUCUGACAGCACGGUAUGUUUUUUAAAGAAGCCUCAAGUCGUAGCUCAUGUCGGUCUGUUCUCUCUGCAGGUCCGUAGAUGGAGUCAAUGUAAAAGAAAAGGAAAAAGACAAAGAGAAAGAGAAAAAGAAGGACAAGAAAAAGGGAUUCUUUUAG
Molecule: messenger RNA, 24119 nt
Organism: Porites lobata
Lineage: Eukaryota; Metazoa; Cnidaria; Anthozoa; Scleractinia; Poritidae
Source: the annotation of a GenBank genome assembly